Rhipicephalus microplus (southern cattle tick) is the source of this 958-nucleotide messenger RNA. RefSeq names its product peptidyl-prolyl cis-trans isomerase-like 1 Cypl (gene Cypl). Gene Ontology annotation, molecular function: peptidyl-prolyl cis-trans isomerase activity. The record is from RefSeq and is a predicted model, not a curated record. NCBI's taxonomy places the organism in Eukaryota, Metazoa, Arthropoda, Arachnida, Ixodida, Ixodidae. Gene Ontology annotation, cellular component: catalytic step 2 spliceosome. Gene Ontology annotation, biological process: protein folding; protein peptidyl-prolyl isomerization.
GACAAUCCGCAGCCGCAUCCGAUCAAAAAGCGCAAAAAUGACGGGCAUUCCAGAUAGAUCAUGGCAGCCUCCGUACGUUACUCUAGAAACAACCAUGGGCGACAUAACCAUAGAGCUGUACUGGAAGCACGCCCCUAACACGUGCCGAAACUUCGCCGAACUUGCCCGCCGCGGCUACUACAACAACGUCAAGUUUCACAGAAUCAUACCGGAUUUCAUGAUUCAAGGCGGCGACCCCACGGCUACAGGCAGAGGCGGUGCGUCCAUUUAUGGCAAGACGUUCGACGACGAGAUACACCCCGACUUGAAGCACACAGGAGCUGGAGUGCUGUCGAUGGCCAAUUCCGGUCCGGACACAAAUGGUAGCCAGUUCUUCAUUACGCUCUGCCCGACCCAGUGGCUGGACGGCAAGCACGCAGUCUUUGGUAGAGUGCAGUCGGGCAUGACCGUGGUCCAUCGCAUGGGACGAGUCCCCACCGACAACAAUGACCAUCCACUCGAAGACGUCAAGAUUGUGCGCGCAUAUGUACGGACAAAGUAACUUCAUCUCCCCAGGUGCAUUUCCCUAAGAACUGUUAUCGUGACUACUCAUCACCCACUGGCCUUGUUUGAAGACGAGCUGCUGCACUACGAGAAAUUUGAAAGCAAUGGUUCUUGGGCAGUUUUUUUUUUUUUCACCUUUCAUUAAACGGCUUUGUGCACUACUUCAUUUGCUCCUCGUUGGAUAAGCUAUAGAGAUCGAGCAUAAACAAGCCUAAUGUUUGUAUAAACACUUUCAGGGAUAGCUUUACUUUCAUACCAUUUCAUGCGACUUAAAAGCAAGUUUCACGACCCAAACUCGACUAUGGAUAUGUUGCGUCGGUAAAUUUCAAAGGAACAAGUGAAAGAAAAGUGACAAGUGCUCUUAACGUUCCGUCUGACCAUGAAUAAAGAAAACUGUUUCCCUUUCGGCAAUACA